This is a messenger RNA of Mus pahari (shrew mouse), 606 nucleotides long. It is a transcript of the gene Sftpc, whose product is annotated as surfactant protein C. Bases 1 to 606 code for a protein of 201 amino acids. Lineage: Eukaryota; Metazoa; Chordata; Mammalia; Rodentia; Muridae. The record is from RefSeq and is a predicted model, not a curated record. Gene Ontology annotation, biological process: respiratory gaseous exchange by respiratory system. Gene Ontology annotation, cellular component: extracellular region; alveolar lamellar body. The transcript is spliced from 5 exons.
AUGGACGUGGGUAGCAAAGAGGUCCUGAUGGAGAGUCCACCGGAUUACUCAGCAGGUCCCAGGAGCCAGUUCCGCAUCCCCUGCUGCCCCGUGCACCUCAAACGCCUUCUCAUCGUGGUUGUGGUGGUGGUCCUCGUUGUCGUGGUGAUUGUAGGGGCCCUGCUCAUGGGCCUUCACAUGAGUCAGAAACAUACUGAGAUGGUCCUUGAGAUGAGCAUCGGAGCACCGGAAACUCAGAAACGCCUAGCCCCGAGUGAGCGAGCAGACACCAUCGCUACCUUCUCCAUCGGCUCCACUGGCAUCGUUGUGUAUGACUACCAGCGGCUCCUGACAGCCUAUAGGCCAGCUCCUGGAACCUACUGUUACAUCAUGAAGAUGGCUCCAGAGAGCAUCCCCAGUCUUGAGGCUUUCGCUAGAAAACUCCAGAACUUCCAGGUGGGUGUUAGGUGUUCUUUCCAGGCCAAACCCUCCACACCCACCUCUAAGCUGGGCCAGGAGGAAGGGCAUGAUGCUGGUUCUGAGUCUGAUUCUUCCGGGAGAGACCUGGCUUUCCUAGGCCUUGCUGUGAGCACCCUGUGUGGAGAGCUACCACUCUUUUAUAUCUAG